Messenger RNA from Phytophthora nicotianae INRA-310, 3061 nucleotides. RefSeq lists its product as hypothetical. The record is from RefSeq and is a predicted model, not a curated record. The coding region runs from base 65 to 1750 and encodes 561 amino acids. Gene Ontology annotation, molecular function: sedoheptulokinase activity. Gene Ontology annotation, biological process: carbohydrate metabolic process. Lineage: Eukaryota; Oomycota; Peronosporomycetes; Peronosporales; Peronosporaceae. Gene Ontology annotation, cellular component: cytosol. The transcript is spliced from 2 exons.
UUUCUACCAAUCAGACGACGCGAGACACUUCCUCAUCAGUGCAGUGACUUCAGCUGAGUCGAGUAUGGAGGAGGCAAAUGUGGCCGCGUCUGGCGAGGGUACUGAUGCAACAAUGGUGCAGAAUGCAACUGAACGAACAAGCGCAAGAGCUGCUCUAUCUAACGGUACAGGCACGACCCCGAUAGCAUCUCCAGGAGCAUCAGGAGACGCAUCCGAAACAAGCGCAGACUCUGCCGGGCGUCGUAUUCAACAUCGCGCCAAUUAUUCGGUCAAGAAAAAGCGUGAGCUUAUCGCUCUAGCGCAAAUAGCGGGCGUGCGUGAGGUUUGUCGGAUGGAAGGUAUUCCGCGUCGUACACUGCGUCACUGGCUGGACGACGCCGAUAAGAUCAACAGCUUCGAGGGCCCAGAUACACGCAAGUCCAUUGGCCGCUCGGGCCGCCGUGAGAUUCUUCCCUUUGGGCGGGAGCUGAGCGCGUUCCUGGAGGAGGGACGACGCGAGGGAAGGGACAUGACGUCAUCUCACAUGAUCGACUACAUCAGACAGAACCACGCACAGUGGCUCGAGGGCUACAUGGCAGGGAAGAAGAGCGCUGAGAGUGGUCAAGCAGCACUCGCGAGGCUUUGCCAAAGGUUCGUAGAGCGACACGGAUUUACACAGGCAGGAGCAACAACAGGAUCGACCCGGUCCAGUUCGACAACAUCCAUGACGAGCGCUAAUACCCCUGCGGCGACUUCUAGUGCACCCGCAACGUCUACGGUUCCGGUGCCACCCUCCAGAGAGCUGGAAACUGAUGUUGUGCAGUCCAAUUCGUUGGAAUACGAUGUAAACGACGACAGCCCAUUGCUCUUCGGGCUGGAUAUCGGCACAACGGCUGUCAAGUGCGUCGUGGUGAAAGCUAACGACGGCCAGACUGUUGCCAUGGCCAACGUCUCGCUCAGCGAUGUGACCGUGCCGACUAGACACGGAGAAGACGUAGUGGAGAAUAGAAUCGGAGUGCAGAAUGUGGACCAGGUGCUGCUGGCAGUGCAGCGUGCCGUGAGAUUGCUACCAGAAGCAGCAAGACGGCGAGCCAUUUCGGUAGGUAUCUGCGGUCAAAUGCACGGCAUCGUGUGGUGGUGCAGCCGUGCUGUACACGAGGCGGCAGAACGCUUGCUGGCAACAGGAGGACACAACGAUGACGACACUUACGAGCCCGUGUGGAGCGAGCUUAUCACGUGGCAGGAUCAGCGCUGCACGCCUGCGUUCUUGGAGAGCUGCCGGGAGAAGAUUGCUCGCUUUAAACCUACGGAAAAUGCUUCGCCACCCAUUAGGAUUGCUGCUGGAUACGGACUGGCCUCGUUCGCUUACACUUUAGAGAACUCCCCGCGCACGUUAGUGGGCAUGGACGCUUGCGGGACGAUCCACGAUUUUGUGGCUUUUGUUUUGUGCGGCCAUACUCUCCGUAGCGAGACGUUUAUGGACACUACCGAUGCUCAUAGCUGGGGUGGACUGAAUCUGCAAACACAGACAUGGGACCCUAGAGUCCUGAGAGCGCUGCGGAUCCCAUCGUCGAUGCUGCCUACUGUGAAGAAGCCCGGCACGUGUAUUGGACACACCUCUGCUGGACACGCUGGUUUCGGACUGCCUGCUAACAAGCCAGUGUGCGUCCCGAUGGGCGACCAUCCCUGCUCCGUGUUGGCCGCUCUGUCCAAGCGCCAGUCACAGCCGGGAAGCGAAUCCAAUUUAACGCGUACGAUACAUUGUUAUUGACCAAGGCUACAAGAUAUGCACAUACUGACGUGGUGUUUACUGUUUUGAUUUUGGUUCCAAUAGUAGUGAACAUUGGCACGUCGGCUCAGAUGGCCAUGGUGCUGACUGGCGCAGACGUUGCGAAGCUGUCUUCUAGCAGAGAAGCCCAAGACCAAGGCAACUCUAGCUUUGAAGUACGGCCGUUCCUGUUCGAAGACCGCUUCCUGGGUGUCGCGGCCUCGCUUUCCGGGUUUGUUUCAACUUGAUUGCUCCCACAUUUCAUCUUGACUAAUGUAUCUGUGUGGUACGUGCAGCGGCAAUACGUUCGCGUGGCUGGUGCAGCAGUGGCAGCAAUGGACUGAAGAAAUGGGACUCACCCCAUCUAGCAACGACGACGAUGAAGAGCAGGCGGCGCAACGUGAAGCCGAAAUUUAUGCCCGAUUGAUCGGGUUGGGUCUGCAGCGUGAAGACACGGAGCUCACAUUCGUGCCGACGCUCAACGGUGAGCGUGCAGACCCCGACGCCACCGGUAGAAUCGUGAAGCUGCGCAUGAACAACUGGAGCAUGGGCGAUAUCAGCGCUGCGCUGUGCCGUGGCCUCGUGGACAACCUCUUCGCCAUGAUCCCCACUGAACUGCAGACUCUGGCAUCAGCACAACCGAUGAUCGGCACGGGCAACGCACUGGUGCGGAACGAGCUGCUGCAGCGGUUCCUGCUACGGCGCCUGGAUCAGCCACAAGCGCUGCACUUACAGACGGCUGCCGACGCUGCCGUGGGCGCAUCGCUCACCCCGUCGCUUUUGGGUGGACGCCCCGUUGUACUCAAUGUGUAGUGUUAAGUUUGUCGGUGCGGCGUCACUGCCCAUUGUGAUUUCAAACGGAUUUAAGCGCGAGAUAUUGCCCGGCGAAUAAAUGAAGCAGCACGUGCGUUAAAAAUCUCGACGUGAGAUGCCAACAAUUGAAAUGAGAUCCAUCGUUGCUGUACCCGGCUCGCAAGCGGGAUCUCAGGCUUGCAGUGCAUGUACAUGAAGUGGGUUGCGAGCUAAAUACCCAAGUGCACCCCGCAUUCAACGUUUAUCCAUGUCGACUACUGCAUCCAUAAGGAUGGAGAUCAUUGUUGCAAUGCGAUCGUUCACAAUAUCAUUGCGAUUGUCAAUAGCGAAUCUUUUCAGGCUCACGUUUUUCAUCGAUCCACGAUUAGCGGGAAGUUCAUACGUAGAUCUCACCGGCGCUGCAUGUAAAACUCACGGUUCUCGACUCGCUGAGGAAAUCGCAGAUUUGGCCGCCACGACGUCGUCGUUAAUAGACUGUAGUUGGAUGUGGUGGUGAACGUG